AUGUCGAUCUUCCCUUACAUCUACUACAUGGUGUUGUCCUUCAACAUCUCUCACGACGAGCAUCAGACUGCCAUCUAUGCCGGCAUGGUCACCUCGGCUUUUGCAUUUGCCGAAUUCUCAACAGGACUACUCUGGGGAAGGCUCAGUGACAAGGUCGGCCGGAAGCCAAUCCUUCUCACUGGACUGGCUGGCACCGGAUUGAGCAUGUUGAUGUUCGGAUUCGCGCCCAGCCUGCCUGUUGCACUUGUUGCUCGCGCACUCGGCGGCUUGCUCAAUGGAAACAUCGGCGUGCUGCAAACGACUGUGGCGGAAGUGGUCACCGUUGAAGCUCACCAACCUCGAGCUUAUUCAAUCAUGCCGUUCGUCUGGUGUCUUGGCUCGAUUAUAGGUGCAGGCCUCGGAGGCACUCUUGCAGAGCCAGUCAAGAAUUACCCGUCAGCAUUCCAGCCAGGCACCCUUUUCGACCACUACCCGUACCUUCUUCCAAAUCUCGUGUGCGCCUUCGUUGUUGUAUGCAGCUUGGUCGUGGGUAUACUGUUCCUCGAAGAGACGCACGAAGACAAGAAGCGCAGACGUGAUCUUGGUCUCGAGCUUGGCCAGUGGAUUCUGUGCAAGUUCUGCAGGCGACCUGAGGAGCGCAUCAGCGACAAAGACGAGCAUGAUCAGCCGCCAGGGUACCGGUCGACAGAAGCCUCACCUCGUCCAUCGUAUGCUCAGGUCUCUUCACCCGAGCCUCCGCGCGCCAUGUCUCUGCGCGAGGCUCUGACCCCUCAGGUGUUGUUGAUCAUCAUAGGUUAUGGUAUUCUAGCUUUUCACACAAUGUCUUUCGAACAGUUAUUCCCGGUCCUGCUCAGCCGGGACGAGUCCAAAGAACCAGCGACAUUGCCUUUCAAGUUUACAGGAGGCUUCGCCUUGUCGACUAAGAAGAUCGGGUUCAUCCUAUCUGCGCAGGGCGUGUUCCAGAUGAUAUCGCAAAUCUUCAUCUUCCCGACUAUCAGUAAAAGACUCGGCUUCCUCUGGACGUUCCGCUUUGUCGUGUUCGCAUACCCUCUUCUCCACUUCCUCACUCCGUAUUUGGCGCUACUGCCUGAGCAGCUCCGGAUGCCUGGCGUCUACUUCAUAUUGAUCUGGAAGGUCACGGCCCAGACGCUAGCGUUUCCAACGAUCCAGAUCAUGCUCGCCAACGCAGCUCCUUCGAAGAAAGUCUUGGGCGCCUUGAACGGUGCAGCAGCAUCCUCAGCCAGCCUCUGCAGAGCCUUGGGACCCACGCUAUCUGGCGCAGUCCAGUCUCUCGGCUUGAGCCUGGGCUAUUCCGGCCUUCCUUGGUGGGUGUGCGCCAUGAUCGCGCUUUCUGGGGCCAUCGAGAGCCUUUGGAUGCGGGAUUCCAGGAACAAGUCAGAAUCCGGAGGUCGUCAAAACUUUGCACUCGAUGAAGAAAGUGCGGUUGGGGCACCGCUUCUCAGCUCAUCUGCUGUAGGUUCAGAGCUCGGACUGGAAACUGCCAGUCCCGUGAUCGAACAGCUACCUUGCAGGCAAAGCUCUUCUUCGCUAAAUCUCGAUGCCCCGAAGGAGGGUUAG
Messenger RNA from Coniosporium apollinis CBS 100218, 1578 nucleotides. RefSeq lists its product as uncharacterized. The transcript is spliced from 6 exons. NCBI's taxonomy places the organism in Eukaryota, Fungi, Ascomycota, Dothideomycetes. The record is from RefSeq and is a predicted model, not a curated record. Bases 1 to 1578 code for a protein of 525 amino acids. Gene Ontology annotation, biological process: transmembrane transport. Gene Ontology annotation, molecular function: transmembrane transporter activity.